AUGGCCUCCAGCGCAAGGGUUUCCUAUCCCCAUGCCGCGAUUCGAAAAGCCUGGGAAGGCAUGAACGCCUCAUGGUACCAUCGAGACGCAACUUUCGAGCUUACACGAUCGAUCAACGCGACGCUCAAGGUCUGGGAAUGCCUGGCCAUUGGGCUACUGGCCCUGGACCUCGUCAUCACCCUCUACGGCAUCGGCGCUAAGAUCCCCGACACCGUCCUUCACAUCCCCAACGAGGUUGCUCUCGUUUCCUUCACUGAGCUGAUUAUCCUUCUCCAGCUCCUGCAGAUACUGCUUCCCGUGUACCCCGCCGAGGAGUUUGCCAUGUUCGCCGUCCCCCAGAACAUGACCGACCAGACCGUGUGCAAGUGGGCCGCGGGCGUUUUCGGACUGCAGGAAGCAGAAUUCCGCGGCCGCCGGCGGGAUACCAACGCCAACGAUCUGUGUGCCUUUGGCGUCUUUCUCUUGCCGGCUGGUGCGACGGUCGCGUGGAAAUGGCGAAGACUUCGGCGUCGUCAGAGGCAGAUCAGGAUGGAAGAGCAAGCGGCGCUACUUUUGCGUGCUUUUCGGAUUUGGGACGUUGGGAGACUCGAUGAGCCGGGGUUCUAG
This is a messenger RNA of Colletotrichum graminicola M1.001, 606 nucleotides long. RefSeq lists its product as uncharacterized. The transcript has a single exon. Bases 1 to 606 code for a protein of 201 amino acids. The record is from RefSeq and is a predicted model, not a curated record. NCBI's taxonomy places the organism in Eukaryota, Fungi, Ascomycota, Sordariomycetes, Glomerellales, Glomerellaceae.